UCAUUCAUCACUUAUUAGUUGUUGCUAUUUGGUGAAAACAGAUGCUCUUCUGUUUCUGUCAGGAAUGUGAGUUAAUGCUCAGACAGAUAGGAGCUUCCUGUAAUUUAUUAGUAACCUACAAACACAUGGAACCAGAGUCAGGCUUGUCUGGACGAUGUUAAACGAGGCACAAUCCUGCUCCUCAUCCAUCUCCCUUCAGCGUUUCAACAGCAACACAAGUGGCUGUAAAACAUCUGUAAAACAUUUGUUUUCACUGAGAUAAGAUUUCCUCAUUGGACUCUGGUGAAACACGACAGUCUUGCCAGGAGGCAGAGCUGCGAGGAGCUUUUUUGUGGUGCUGCAUCAAAACAAUAUUUCUGGUGGAUUCAAAGUGUUACAUGAACGAUGGAGACCAGAGGUGUUUGGCUGAUCUUUUGCCUUCUGCUGCUGGCACCGUGCACACUCCAGAAGAGCAGCAUGAAGAAAAGAAGUGGCAAGAGAGACUCUGCAAACAGCGUAGCAAUCGAGGAGCUGAGGAAACAGAUAAGUGACAUAAUUCAGGAGCUGAAUUUGUUGAAAGAGCAGCAGGCUCUACAAACAGUUUGUCUGAGAGGCACAAAGAUCCUGGGGAAGUGUUUCCUGGCUGACCCGGUGAAGAAGACCUUCCACGCCGCCAGCGAAGACUGCAUCGCCAAAGGGGGCAGCCUGGGCACCCCUCUGUCAGGGGACGAGAACGACCAGCUCUACAGCUACGUCCGCCAGAGCAUCGGCCCCGAGGAGCACAUCUGGCUGGGCAUCAACGACAUGGUGACCGACGGCCAGUGGGUGGACCAGUCUGGGUCCAGUGUGCGGUUCAAGAACUGGGAGACGGAGAUCACCCUGCAGCCGGACGGAGGGCGCAGCCAGAACUGUGCCAUCCUCUCCACCACAGCCAACGGGAGGUGGUUCGACGAGAGCUGCAGGGCCCAAAAGGCCUCGGUCUGUGAGUUCAACAUCGUCUGAGGCCUUAAUGGGACAGUUCACCCAAAUAUGCAUCAUCCAAGUGUCCGUAAACCCAAGACAUUAAAAUUUUGCUCGAAACGGUGUCAUUUGCACCAAGUUUUUAGUCUAAAUGUCCUCGAAUAUGAAAGUCGGGGCUUAUGGACACUUGGAUGACACCACAGGAGCAGCAUGGAGGCAUGUUAGGCUUUUUCAGUUGUUU
Molecule: messenger RNA, 1180 nt
Organism: Hippoglossus stenolepis (Pacific halibut)
Lineage: Eukaryota; Metazoa; Chordata; Actinopteri; Pleuronectiformes; Pleuronectidae
Gene: clec3ba
Product: C-type lectin domain family 3, member Ba
Exons: 3
Coding region: 385-981 (198 amino acids)
Molecular function (GO): signaling receptor activity
Source: RefSeq, a predicted model, not a curated record